AUGAGUUGUCAAGCAUUUACUUCAUCUGACACCUUUGUACCCUUGAAUUCGGACUCUUCUGCUGCUCUGCCACUGAUGAUGCAUCAUAGUGCUGCAGAGUGCUUGCCAGUCUCCAGCCAUGCCACUAAUGUCGUGUCUACAGUCCCGUCUGUUUUGUCUUUGAUCCAAACUCCUAAAUCUUCCCAUUUAUGCUUCUCCAUGACGACUUUGGGAAACACACCGGCAGGUCUUCAUUAUUCAGUCCCUUCUUGUCAUUAUGGAAACCAACAGGCUACCUAUGGAGUGAUGGCAGGCAUCAAGCCUGCUACUCCAGAGAUGUUAUCAGCAAGUCUCUCCCAGAGUCGAAUUUUACAGACAUGCAGCAUGUCCCAUCCCAAUGUGGUAAAUGGAGUUGGCACUCUACAAAGCAACCUGACUCCUUGCCUUUAUAAAUUCCCUGAACAUGCCCUGAGUGCCAGUUCCUGUGCUCUGAGCCAUGGCUUCACACCCAUGCACCAGACUAUCCUUGGAGAUGAUCCAACCACUACUGACUUCAAGCAGGAAUUCCGUAGAAAACCCAAGUCUGUUGAAGAGCCAAUAGAUAUGGAUUCCCCUGAAAUCAGGGAACUGGAGAAGUUUGCCAAUGAGUUCAAACUCAGGAGAAUUAAACUGGGCUAUACACAAACAAAUGUUGGAGAAGCCCUGGCUGCUGUGCAUGGCUCUGAAUUCAGUCAAACGACUAUCUGCCGAUUUGAAAAUUUGCAGCUGAGCUUCAAGAAUGCCUGCAAACUGAAAUCAAUACUGUCCAAGUGGCUGGAGGAAGCAGAACAAGUAGGAGCUUUGUACAAUGAAAAGGUCGGAGUGAAUGAGCGAAAAAGGAAGCGCAGAACUACCAUAAGCAUUGCUGCAAAAGAAGCUCUAGAGAGACACUUUGGAGAACAAAGUAAACCUUCUUCUCAAGAGAUCAUGAGGAUGGCUGAAGGGCUCAAUCUUGAGAAGGAAGUUGUCAGAGUUUGGUUUUGCAAUCGACGACAAAGGGAAAAAAGAGUGAAGACAAGCUUACACCAGAACACCUUUAACGCUAUUAUCAAGGAACAUCAUGAGUGCCGGUAAAGCUUCCUUGUGCGUAGUUACUGAUUGGGGGACAGGGGUCUCUAGGAUUUUUAAAUUAUUAUUUUUUAAAGAAAUACUUUGUUAUCUGAAAAACGGAGCAGCAAACCAUUUGAUCCCUUUAAAAAUCAGUACAUUUCAGCUAUAAAAUACAGUUGUUGCUUUUAGUGGGUUAAAAGGAUGAAAAUAUUUUUAAGGCACUGUAUGCAUUUGUGGAUGGGAAGCCAUUGCUUAGUCAGAAGUAAUUUAAUAGGUAUGACUUGGUUAUAAAUGUCUGACAAACUGCACAAUAAGUACUUUUCAUGUACUGUGUCUUUCUGUAGUAAUACUGACUGGUUAAUAUUUAUUUUAAAUUUGAAGCUCUGGAACCAAAACCUUUGUAUUAAAUACAAGAAGAGGUUACUUACUGUAGCUUUUGAGAGAAUGUUGACUCUGACUAUUCACAUCUGUGUAAUUUGCCACCCUCCGAUGGCAGUCAUCUUUGAGGACCUUCCAGGAAAGCCAAAACUAUUGGGACCACAAAAAGGGCUGCUUUGCAGCAUGAAACAUUGAGAGCCAAGUUGUUUCCUCCCCACUAAAAAACUGCAACACCACUGUGGGGUUAGAACUCUGAAGAACAUAACAAGUGAACAGGUAGUUUAGAUAAUACAGAGACAACAUUACUGCAGAACUAGUUACACCAGUCUGUCUUCUUCAAAGCGGCCCCUGCAUAUUCCAUUUUGUGGGAAUCUAGCUGGCAAUAUUGAAUGUUGAGGGAUUAUACUUGAAGAGAUCUAAGAACAGGCUUUCCAGAGCAAGGAUGAACUCUAGCUGCUGAAUCAAAGAACACAGGAAACAGCUUUGAAUAUUACUAGGAUGGAGACAUUAUAGAAGCAUGCUGUGAAUACAACCUUAACUGUAGCAGAAUGUAUUUUACGACACCUCAAGUACUGACACUCUAGCUAGUGUGUGAUAUAGCCCAAUCCACAGUCUAAUCCACUUGGACUGGUUCUGAGUGAAAACACUACGUGCAAAUUAGUCCCAAAUGCUAAGAAGCAUCUUGCUGCUUUAUAAAUGCCUUAAAUCUAGGUACAUCAAAACUUUAAUUUAUGGUAUACUCGAACAGGGUAUGUGGUGCUUUGCUUUUACUGUUGAGAAUGUGCCUUAGAAGAGAAACCUAGGGAGACGGCUGUCAGGCUUCUCUAUGCAUAGAUCUGUUCCUGAUCAACUUUGCGUGUGGAAUAAGUUAAAUAAGAAGGCAGCAUGCUUACUCUAGAAUAAAAUUGUCUACACAUGGAGAUAUUCAGAAACAGCUUUUGUACUUUGAUUCACACUCUCUAUUAAUCCAUAUUAGUUUUCAAGUGAAGACAAGCCGGUCUUCUAGUCUACAGUCAAAAUGGUGUCCUAACUCCAUCUCCUUGGAGGCAAGGGAGUGUAGGAAACUGAAACAGUGACAACACCACUUACCAGUAACAGAUAGUCAUGCAAUCUCUUUAACAUGGUUCUCAUUAAUUAGCAUUAUAACAAGAAGUAAUGUUUGUACAUUUCAAGCUUAGUGUUUUCCCAGGACUAAAAUGAAAGGAACACAUACAUGGUGAGAGAAAAUUUAAAAAAAAAUUAAAAAAAAUUAGAUAAUGGAUCUAGAAAGAAAAGGUUAGGAUGUUCAAGGCCACUAUAAGUACAUACCAAAGAGAAAGUAUUCACCCUAAUGCCCCCUGAGUACUUUAGCAGUUAUGGGAGUCAUCCUAGGCAGAUUAAACAAAGGAAUACAGGGCACAACUAUAUGUUUACUGCGGAGCUGACUAAUUAGUUCUGCAAUAAACGUCUUGGCAUCACAGGAAACUAAUAAACUCCACAGCAGGGUAGUACUUGUAAAUACAAAUACUACCCUGCUGCAGUACACAUGUAGAUGCUGACGUCCCACAGGCUGGGGCAUGAGGGUGCCUCAGUGCAUGGGCUGCCUGCCGGCUAGCUCCACACUGAAGCACCCUUGUUACCCCAGCCAGCCCCUCCACAGCACACUGAGCCAGAUCAGAGCAACCCCAGGCUGGCAGGCUGACCUCCCCUGCCAGAUGAGGCUGCUCCAUCCCAGCUCAAGGUGCUGCAGUCUCAGGUGUACAUGUAAACCUGGUGCCCCAGGAGCAAUCCAGCAUGAUAUGCAUCAGUGUUUAUUGUGUUGUAUUAAUAUGCAUGUGUAGAUGUGCCCAGUUUUCUGAAUUAAGCAAAAGUAUUUUCAUGAAGGAAUUGUAGUGUUGUGCUUUUCAGUAUAAAAGACUAUGGAUUGUUAAAUGGGGGGGGAAGGUAGGGAUUCCAUCCCCCUGCUCACUGGAACAUGUUAUGCAUGGAACUUAACUGUUCCAAUCUACAGGUUAUUUGAACAAGCCUCCCAUAGUAGAAUAAUACCAGUUUUCUAAGAUUAAACCUCAGCCUUUACCUACAUGUGGCCUACUGACAGAAAUGCACUUCCCUAAGAAAAUGGGAACAAUAAGAAAUAAAUGGAAUGCAAUGUCUUAGAAUUGUAACCUUUGAUUAUCUUGCUAUUUAAAUGUAGAAUUGUUGUGUAAUAUAUUGCAUUAUGCAUACGUGGAAAAACUGACACUGUGGUAUAUAUAUAUUUUAAUUAUUUUGCUAGUAGA
Messenger RNA from Alligator mississippiensis (American alligator), 3704 nucleotides. RefSeq names its product POU class 1 homeobox 1 (gene POU1F1). The record is from RefSeq and is a predicted model, not a curated record. Gene Ontology annotation, molecular function: RNA polymerase II cis-regulatory region sequence-specific DNA binding; DNA-binding transcription factor activity, RNA polymerase II-specific. Gene Ontology annotation, biological process: regulation of transcription by RNA polymerase II. Lineage: Eukaryota; Metazoa; Chordata; Crocodylia; Alligatoridae. The transcript has 7 exons. Bases 1 to 1092 code for a protein of 363 amino acids.